Molecule: messenger RNA, 844 nt
Organism: Acinonyx jubatus (cheetah)
Lineage: Eukaryota; Metazoa; Chordata; Mammalia; Carnivora; Felidae
Product: 60S ribosomal protein L17-like
Exons: 1
Coding region: 9-575 (188 amino acids)
Biological process (GO): cytoplasmic translation
Cellular component (GO): ribosome; cytosolic large ribosomal subunit
Molecular function (GO): structural constituent of ribosome
Source: RefSeq, a predicted model, not a curated record
GGCCUCAGAUGAUCUCUGAAAUGGUUCACUACUCACUUGACCCAGAAAACCUGACAAAGGCAUGCAAAUCAAGAGGUUCAAAUCUUCGUGUUCACUUUAAGAAUACACGGGAAACUGCCCAGGCCAUCAAGGGCAUGCAUAUCCGAAAAGCCACCAAGCAUGUGAAACAUGUCACUUUGCAGAAGCAAUGUGUGCCAUUCCCACACUACAAUGGUGGGGUUGGUAGGUGUGCCCAGGCCAAACAGUGGGGCUGGACACAGGGUCGGUGGCCCAAGAAGAGUGUUGAAUUUCUACUGCACAUGCUUAAAAAGGCAGAGACUAAUGCUGAACUUAAGGGUUUAGAUGUAGAUUGUCUGGUCAUUGAGCACAUCCAGGUGAACAGAGCCCCCAAGAUGUGGCAAAGAACUUACAGGGCUCAUGGUCAGACUGACCCAUACCUGAGCUCUCCCUGCCACACUGAGAUGAGCCCCACGGAAAAAGAGCAGACUGCUCCUACACCAGGAGAGGAAGUUGCACAGAAGAAAAAGAUAUCCCAGAAGAAACAGAAGAAACAAAAACUUAUGGCCCGGGAGUAAAUUCUGCACAAAGCACAGGCAAAUAAAAGUAAAAUCAGAAAAAAAAAAAAAAAGAAAGAAAAAAUCCAAAGCCUUCCAGAAUCUUCUGGAUGGAUGCCAUUCUCUUUAGCAUGAGGCCAAUGAAGCCCCUCACACCACCUCCACAAUGCUCAGCCUACAUGGUAAGACCACUCCAGAAGUGGGGGCCCCUCCUCCAGCCAGGCCUCUGCCAUCCCUGCCCACUCUCCAAGGUUUAUCUGAUGACAACACCGGAGCCUUGCCCAGCCUGG